GAACUUGUUGAUAAUUCUAUCUGGUGUCGACUCCCAGUGCGCAGGCGCAGCCCGGGUGACGAAGAUGGUGCUCAUCAAGGAAUACCGUGUGGUGUUGCCAGUCUCUGUGGAAGAGUAUCAAGUAGGGCAGCUGUACUCUGUGGCUGAGGCCAGCAAAAAUGAGACCGGAGGAGGAGAAGGGAUCGAGGUGCUGAAGAACGAGCCGUACGAGAAGGAUGGAGAGAAGGGACAAUACACACAUAAAAUAUACCAUCUAAAGAGUAAAGUCCCAGGGUAUGUGAAGAUGAUCGCACCAGAGGGAGCUUUAGUUUUUCACGAAAAGGCUUGGAACGCUUAUCCAUACUGUCGCACAAUUGUGACGAACGAGUACAUGAAGGACGACUUUAUGAUAAAGAUCGAGACGUGGCACAAACCGGACAUGGGAACAGUAGAAAAUGUCCACGACCUGGACGAGCAGACGUGGAGGACUGUGGAGGUGGUUCCCAUAGACAUCGCAAACAGUGACGAAGUGGCAUCAGGGGACUACAAGUCAGAAGAAGAUCCGUCUCUUUUCCACUCUGAAAAGACGGGCAGAGGACCUCUCAACCCCGAGUGGAAGAACGAGCUGAAGACAGACUGUCCGUACAUGUGUGCGUACAAACUGGUCACCGUAAAGUUCAGAUGGUGGGGUCUGCAGACCAAAGUGGAAGGUUUCAUCCACAGGCAAGAAAAGCGUAUUUUCACCAACUUCCACCGCCAGCUGUUCUGCUGGAUCGACAGAUGGGUGGGUUUGACCAUGGAGGACAUCAGGCGGAUGGAAGAGGAGACCCAAAAAGAGCUCGAGGAGAUGCGUCAGAAGGGAGAUGUGCGAGGUACCUCUGCGACGGACGAGUAGAGGCUGGCCGCUGUAGGUCAAACUCUAGAGGCAGGCUGACUGCGUAAAACAGGUCCGAUUCGAGGCACCAGUGCUGCUCAUGAGCAAUGAGGCAAAUCAACCAAACCCUGUCAUGAUGAUGUCAUCGGAGACACGCCCACCACCACCACCAACGUUGAGGAGGGCGUCCCCCCGCCGUCGCUCUCCUCUCCUCCUGUCUCACAUGAUUCAUUGGGGGGUUUGACACGAUUGGUUAACAGUACUGUACAGCUCCUUCCCCCCCCCCAAUCACAGCCUCCCGUUCACUCAGAAAACAACAAAAAAACAUGGUUUUGCAUACAUUUAAAAAAAGACAAAAAAACUCUUUGCACAGAACGUAACUUGCCUGGUAUGUAAUUGUUAGUUGAUUAUUACAAUGGGCUUUGUUUUUAUCAGGUGUGUAAACCGGGACUCAGAAAGUCAAGCCUUUUAAAUUGAUUAGAAUGUGGUUUUUAGGAAAACAGGUUCCCUCAGAAUUGGUUUAAAGACUCUAGCAGGUCCAUGUACCCCCCCCUCUCUUUUCCUUGUAUUAUAACUGUCUGUCUCUUCUUUACUCCCCGUCUCUCCCUUCAUUAUCGUCCUCUUUCUUUUCGUCUGGAUCUCCUCCCCUUCGUCUCGCCCUCCCCUCUGUCUGGCAGUCGCUCGGGACGUUUUCCUCUCUUAUCUGAUUUGGUGGCGAUCCAUGCCUGUGUUUUUUUUUUUGGAGUCAAGCAAAUUCAAUGCAUGAUUCACGUUUUCAUCAUGCACACCCGGCCUCCUCCGCCCCUUCCUUUUUUCCUUUCGUCACAAGUGCAUGUGAGAACAACAGCGACUCCUCACUCUGAACUGUCAUUGCAUGUGUACAGUCUGUGCAAUGCAGCUUUUCGCUCCAGUGGAUUGUUUGUGUUGAUGAAAGAGAGAGAGAGCUCGUCGGCGCCCUCUAGGAGAGUCUGUACAAUACACCGGUGCGUUCGCGUGUGUGCUCUGUGUGCUUGUUUGCAAACUGCCUUCGCUCUUAAAGGAGGACCGAGACGGGGAAGCUGAAGACCAGAGGCGUCCCGUCGAGCGUGCCUCAUGCUGUCGCUGCAUGUCCUCUCUCCCCUGCUGGAGCUUGGAGCUUCCAGUGGACGUCCUCCGCUGAAGCUUUUUCUUUUUGUACAAACUAAAACACAAAAAGGAGGAUGAGAGUGUGCGUCGCUGCGUGCAUGAACAAAAGUAGUUUUCUUUUAUAUCUCUUAAAAAAACUAUGGCUUCCUCUCUGAGAGCGAGCGUGAGCGCGUCCAGGCAGAUGUUGACGAGCAUUCUGGGUGUUCAGUUUUUAUUUCCCGGUUUGUAUUUUUGAAGCUUUUCAUUCAAAAGAAAGUAUAAAGUCUACUCUUUCCUCGACUGUUUUUAAAGAUGAAAUAUCUUCAGCAGAGAUAAACUCUUAAGGUUGGUGUUGGGUGACGUAGUUCGAGCUUCUCCUGCUUUAUCGUCCGCUUUAGUUGGAGGUUGUUGAGUCUUUCUUUUUGAGCGUGAUGCGGAUCCCGUCGGGCUUUAGGUGAAACUAUUUGGUGAUGUUUUCUAUGAUCAUGGCGUAGCGUAGUGCAGUCACACAGCUUUGUUUCUUUGAUCAGGUAUGAGUGUGUAGGUUUCGUGGUAACCUAUCUUUGCGUGCUUUCAUGUCAGACCGGUUUAAAGAGAGUUAUAAGUGUACUUUAUAAUAGGCCCAUUAUAGAAAUGGACAAACUGUACAUACAAACACUGACUUGAAUGGGAAACUCACAGCUACUAAACAAUGUCAGGUCUAUCCUAUCACUACUGUACUGCUAACUUAAUGAGAGUUUCAGAGCAGUGAUGUCAGCUCUGCGGGCGGCGAGCAAGCGAACGAGCGGCGAACUCAAACCAUAAUGAAACUGUACCUCAUCCACGCUUUAUGAAUGUACAGCGGAGAGACGGAUGUGUCGAGCGGUGCAGGACGUUUCACCUGUACAGGCAUGACGUGGGACACGAGGAGAUCAGACCAGUCCAGAUUCUGCAGAGGAGGGUCAGGGAGGAAAUCAGAGGAGGGAGGUUUUUUAAAAAUCGACUUGCAUUCAAAGAUAAUGUCUCGAUGUGGAGAGCAAGGUCACGCUGUAGAAAUCAAAGACAUAGGAAGAGAAUUUUUGAUUUUGCAUGAAGAGGAUAAAGUCAAACUUGCAGAAUUGAUGCCAGGUGUCAGAAAAAUCACAUUUACUUUUGAAUCUUUUUGCAUUUUGAGAACGCAGCAGAAAUGUUAUCAAGUUACAUUUUUUAAAGGCAAAAGAGGAAAAAAAAACACAUUUUUUGGGACAAUUUUUCAAAAUCAUGAGAAUAAAGUUUCAAUUCAAAACGAAUACUGAAAAAUCUAAACGUUCCUCUUGAAUAUUCUGACUUCACUCUGAAUAUUCUGAUCUAUUUUAAAGUUUGCCUGCCCCUCAUGUUGAAAGUCAUCCUCACUUCUUUUUUACAUUCUUGGCACCGACGCUGAAAGCUCAACUUCUCAACAUGCAGAAAGAAAACCCCCUCCUCUGAUUAUUCCCUCUCAUACCUGGCACUGAUCCUCAAACCUCAACUUUAUCCUCUGAUUGCAAAACAACAAAAACAAAACUCAAUUUUUCUAAGACGUAAAAAAAUUCUGAUCUGCAUGCUCAACACUUUCUUUUCCGUUUUUUUUCCUUCUCUCUUUUUUUAUUCUCUCCGUUUGAUCGGUGCGUCUUGAGAAUCUCUCGAACUGCAUCAGACAAGAAGGGAAUUCCUUUUAAAGGGGCGGCUCCUCCUCCUCCUCCUCCUCGCCUUCAAACUGAGUCCAGCUGGACCUCAGCUUCCUGAUGAGGAGUGAAAAGCCGGACUUGAGUGUGAGGGCGACGAGCGGCGAGCGGCGAGCGCCCCCGUUAGACUAGAGUAGACUGCGUGAUGUUCGGUUCUGUAGCAUUACCAGUGAUGACUGUGAGGGGAGGGUAGAAGCUUAGGGAACAGAUGGAGUCCAAAAUACUGUUUUUCUUUCUUGUAAUCAUGAUAAUAAGCACUUGCAAAAUCUACUGUUUCUUUCUUUUAUGUUUUCUUUUGUUGUUUUUGAAAGACAAAGAUUCACAAUGUAUUCAAUUUCUCUUUUCUGAUAAGGCAAAAUUCAGGGGAAUUAGUAGUGAAUGUAUUACGAUUAGUUCCUCUUUUGUUUCUUUUUCACGGCGUCAUGCUGUGGCAGAAGGUCUAGACAAUGGAACAUAACAGAAUAUCUAAUAAAUUUGAACAAAUAAGAGACGUAA
This is a messenger RNA of Notolabrus celidotus (New Zealand spotty), 4134 nucleotides long. RefSeq names its product phosphatidylinositol transfer protein, beta (gene pitpnb). Gene Ontology annotation, cellular component: cytoplasm. The coding region runs from base 65 to 874 and encodes 269 amino acids. The transcript is spliced from 12 exons. Gene Ontology annotation, molecular function: phosphatidylcholine binding; phosphatidylinositol transfer activity; phosphatidylinositol binding. Gene Ontology annotation, biological process: phospholipid transport. The record is from RefSeq and is a predicted model, not a curated record. NCBI's taxonomy places the organism in Eukaryota, Metazoa, Chordata, Actinopteri, Labriformes, Labridae.